This is a messenger RNA of Triticum aestivum (bread wheat), 814 nucleotides long. RefSeq lists its product as uncharacterized. Bases 7 to 660 code for a protein of 217 amino acids. Lineage: Eukaryota; Viridiplantae; Streptophyta; Magnoliopsida; Poales; Poaceae. The transcript has 2 exons. The record is from RefSeq and is a predicted model, not a curated record.
GAUUACAUGCCAUCUGUUGGAAAGUUAGAUCCAAGGGCUGUGAAGUGUGUGUUUGUGGGGUAUUCUGGGAAGCAGAAAGGCUAUAAGUGUUGGUGUCCAUCAGAAAAACGAAUGUUUGUGAGCAUGGAUGUAAUCUUCAGGGAACAAGUACCAUUUUAUGGGGAACCUGAUGAUUUAACCGAUGUCUUUCCUGAUCUGUUUUCUAGUGAUGUUUCAGAUCUGGACAACGGGACAGGGGGAGAAAAAGAAGGAGAAGAGAGCAAUUCUACACCAUCAAGAGAAAUGGUGGUUGGAGUAAUACCAUUGGAAGACAGAAAUGAUAAUAUAGAUGUGGAUCUUAUAGAAGGAGAACCAGGGCGAACUAUGCAAGGGGAGAGACAAAAUACAUCAACUGAAGUUAUGCGGUGGGCAAGACCGAAUGAAGAACAAAAUCUGCGGGUGUAUACGCGGAGACAUCAAACUGAGGAAGAACAUGUGCAGGGGGAGGAAAUUAGUCCAGCGGAGGAUGAUUUAGAAGCUCAAGUUCAAUCCGACGGGCAUGAUUCCAGUUCACAACCAUCAGCUUCAUCUCAUACUCCACUACCGGUCUCCACAAGCGAUGGAAGCGAAGCAAUACCCAGAAUGGAGGGCGGCAAUGUUAGAGGAAAUGGCAGCACUUGAUAAGAACCAAACAUGGGUACUUACUUCUCUCCCUGUAGAUAAGAAAGUUGUGGGUUGUAAAUGGGUAUUUACAGUUAAACAAACUCCAGAUGGUAAGGUGGAAAGAUAUAAGGCUAGGCUAGUUGCAAAAGGGUAUAGUCAAACUUACGGAGUG